ACCGCUCUGUCGGCACCGUAUCCGUCACACUCUGACAGACGGUUCCGUUACUCAAGGCCCCUCAGGCUGGCCGGCAGUGUCUUGGGAUAUCGACUGGACAAAACUUUUCCCCCAUACCUCCCAACCGGGUCUGAGAUUUUAACUCUUGCAACCCUCUCGUCUCGCUCAAGAGUGCUUCGUCAGGACAUUGACGACGACAAAGUCAUCGUGGGGAUCACUUACCACAACCCAAACUCGACUUCACACCCAAGGUCACAGACACAAUGAAUACCUCCGAUCACAACCAGUCAAGCAUCCCACACCUCAUUCUACCCAAAGACUCCUCAUAUAACAUCAUGUCCCCCGAGAACGUCUCACCGCCACCAUACAACACACGACCUCCACAGGUGAGCUUCUACACGAGGCCUCUCACAACAACCGCGCUCGAGGGCGAUGAGCUGGACGACAGCGCCAUCUCACCACUCACACUCCGCAUCAACACCUCCAUCAACAUCCUCAAAAACAACAACCUCAUCUGCCUGAGCGAUUCGCCCGCCAACCACGCCACCGCCAUCGCCGACGCUGUCACACAGGCCAUCCAGAAGCACAGCUCUGGCAACUGCGGCAUCCCCAUGAUCGACGGCAACGGCAACCCUCGCCCCGUGCGGAUCGAGAUCGAUGCCGGUAUGGUCACAGACGGUGUGGGCAACGUCGUCGGCUCCGAGAGGAUUGUGCAAGAGGUGCUACGGCAACGGAGCGAGAUGAAGCGGCAGCGGGAAAGUCCAACCGCCCCUUCGCUCUUUGUAGGCGAGAGCUCAAAGAGGAGGCGGUCACAUUCGUAAAGCACUUUGAAUUCUUUGUUGGACAUUCUAGUUUGUCUUGUUACAUAAUUUGAGCACAGCAUUAAGCCGAUGGUGAGGGCAGAGGUUGCGUUAUUCUUUCUCUUGGGGGUUAUCUACAUACGGGUACACGACUGAUGAAAUAAAAUAAAUCGAG
Emericellopsis atlantica is the source of this 975-nucleotide messenger RNA. RefSeq lists its product as uncharacterized. The transcript has a single exon. The coding region runs from base 264 to 821 and encodes 185 amino acids. NCBI's taxonomy places the organism in Eukaryota, Fungi, Ascomycota, Sordariomycetes, Hypocreales, Bionectriaceae. The record is from RefSeq and is a predicted model, not a curated record.